AUGGCCUCUACGGUUUGUGGAAACAUAUCCUUAAGUGGACCAGCUGCCAUCGCAAAUCCAGAGUGGAAUCACACCCGGCCAAUUCAGAUAGGAGACUAUCAGUAUGAUAAAUACGCACAGAAAAUUAGUUACAGUGCAGGCAACAGCUUAGGCUUGUUGGACUGGCAACAAAGUAACUGUAAUUAUUCUAGUCGUGAUCCUAAUACCGAUAAUCUCCCCGAUUUCAACGAUGGUUUGGCCAUUGACUCCUAUGAAUCGCCGUACUAUCGAUAUCUCUCGCAGACGAAUUCUAUUAUCCUUCCAGGCCUAGAGGCUGGUUCUGGAGACUCUGGGACUCUUCAUUAUCCAGCUGCAUCAUUCGAAAAUUUUUCGCCGGUCACAGAUGUGCCAGAUUACGAGCCAGUACAGUUUCCGAAACGAAGGGCCGAUCCUGGGAAUUUCAUCCCCCACUACAAAACUCCAAGAGACUCAAAUGUGCUAAACCGCGAGCCGUACUAUGACCAACCAAGUAGUUGUGCACGCAGCCAAUACGUACCUCUUUCUCCAGACUUACUCUCGCCAAUUUCGCCGAGAUACAUAAUCGGCAAGGAAGAGCUUCUGAUCGACGAUGAGCAAGUACCAGAGACACCAUAUCCUAAAGCUCACCAACCCGACAGCUUUCUUUGUCGCAAUAACUGCGACGGAAAUUAUGUUGGCCUUCACUCAUGUUUCCGGAACGGUAACGAAUUGCUCAUUGCUUGCCGGUAUAACGAUCGCGAAUGCUCUUCCACUUUUGCAACACGAAAUGGGUUUAAUUCCCAUUUCAACUCUGUACACAUACAGGAAAAUCCAGGACCGCAAGUUUUGAUCGACUGUCCGGUAGCGGGGUGUGCAAGGGUAGGUUCCAGGGGAUUCAAGAGGAAGGACAAUAUGCUACAGCACAGAAGGGGUGUUCAUGGAGAGGAAAUUCAAAAGAAGUACAUGAGAUUUGGACAGGCAGGAUUAGCGCACAGAAAACUGAGGGAUAUUAUUAUGGUGUUAGGAGUUGGCACGAUUUUUGGUACUGGAAAGCAGGCAUAUAUUCAUUUAUCAUUUUCUCCAGGCGGACUUUGUGACCAAUGGCGCCCAAAUUAA
Morchella importuna is the source of this 1113-nucleotide messenger RNA. RefSeq lists its product as uncharacterized. The coding region runs from base 1 to 1113 and encodes 370 amino acids. Lineage: Eukaryota; Fungi; Ascomycota; Pezizomycetes; Pezizales; Morchellaceae. The record is from RefSeq and is a predicted model, not a curated record. The transcript is spliced from 4 exons.